Messenger RNA from Sapajus apella (tufted capuchin), 1526 nucleotides. It is a transcript of the gene TPD52L1, whose product is annotated as TPD52 like 1. Gene Ontology annotation, cellular component: cytoplasm. Gene Ontology annotation, biological process: positive regulation of MAP kinase activity; positive regulation of apoptotic signaling pathway. The transcript has 7 exons. The coding region runs from base 300 to 833 and encodes 177 amino acids. NCBI's taxonomy places the organism in Eukaryota, Metazoa, Chordata, Mammalia, Primates, Cebidae. The record is from RefSeq and is a predicted model, not a curated record.
GGCCCCUCCGCAGGAAAUGCGCCCGUGGAACGCUCUACCCUCUUCGCAGUCAGUCGCCCCCGACCUCCCCAGCCUCGCGGGUGCCCGGAGGACCUGUUGUGCCGGGUCCGGAAUGCGCGUUUCGGUCUCUUUACCUUGAGGGCGUGGGGAGGGAAUGCGACUCUUUUCGCCCAGGGCCGUGGACUCGCGGCUUGUUGGCUCCUAAGUCAGGGCUUGAGGGGAUCGCCCGCCGAGGGGGUGGCUCCGCAGCCAGCCUACGCGAGCGGCUUCCUCGCGGGGACCCGCCUUCCGAGGCCAGGAUGAGCGUUACCGGCCCCCUGACCUCCCGCAGAGCCACACGUUUGCUGGAGACUGAACCAUUGCAAGGAAGAGAUGAAGACGCAGUAGCCAGUGCUGACUACUCUAGCAUGCUCUCUGAGGAGGAAAAGGAAGAGUUAAAGGCAGAGUUAGUGCAGCUAGAAGACGAAAUUACAACACUACGACAAGUUUUGUCAGCGAAAGAAAGGCAUCUGGUUGAGAUAAAACAAAAACUCGGCAUGAACCUGAUGAAUGAAUUAAAACAGAACUUCAGCAAAAGCUGGCAUGACAUGCAGACUACCACUGCCUACAAGAAAACACAUGAAACCCUGAGUCACGCAGGGCAGAAGGCGACUGCAGCUUUCAGCAAUGUUGGGACGGCCAUCAGUAAGAAGUUCGGAGACAUGAGAAAUAAGACCUACUUCAUAUGGUGUUUGAGAGAUAUAACCAAAAGAACCUACAUAAAGCAUUUAGCACAGCAUCUGAACAUGCCAACCGAUCUUGCAAAGGAAUUCUCCUACUUUCAAAUCAUUUGAGGAGAGGGUUGAGACAACUGUCACAAGCCUCAAGACGAAAGUAGGCGGGAUGAACCCUAAUGGAGGCAGUUUUGAGGAGGUCCUCAGCUCCACGGCCCAUGCCAGCGCCCAGAGCUUGUCAGGAGGCUCCCGGGGGACCAAGGAGGAGGAGCUGCAGUGCUAAGUCCGUCAGUGUGGCUGCAUCCAGAAACCAGCCACUGGCCAGCCCAUGUCUGCCUGUGCUUAUCCAGAUAAGAAGAUCAAAAUCCCGCUGGGAAAAACCCAGGCUUUGAUGUUGUUAUUCAAAUGGCCCCUCCAGAAAGUUUAAUGAUUUCCAUUUGUAUCUGUGUUGAUGAUGGACCACUUGACCAUCACAUUUCAGUAUUCAUAGAUGAUUGUCAUCUUUUAAAAUGUUCCCACUUGAGCAGGUACACAACUGGUCAUAACUCUUGUCUGUGUAAUUUGAUGUAUAUUUUCCACACAUGUAGCUAUUGUUUGCUUUGAUUUCUGCUUGGCCUCCUUUAUGAUGUGCAUGUCCUUGAAGGCUGAGUGACAGUCGCUUUCAGUUCAGCAGAUCAACAGGAUGGAGCUCUUCAUGACUGUCUCCAGCAAUAGGAUGAUUUACUAUAAAUUUCAUCCAAAUACUUGUGAUCUCUCUCACCUACAUCGAUUAUGUAUGUUAAUUUCAGCAAUUAAAAUAAUUGAUUUUAAUGA